Molecule: messenger RNA, 1017 nt
Organism: Megalops cyprinoides (Indo-Pacific tarpon)
Lineage: Eukaryota; Metazoa; Chordata; Actinopteri; Elopiformes; Megalopidae
Product: odorant receptor 131-2-like
Exons: 1
Coding region: 1-1017 (338 amino acids)
Biological process (GO): G protein-coupled receptor signaling pathway
Cellular component (GO): membrane
Molecular function (GO): G protein-coupled receptor activity
Source: RefSeq, a predicted model, not a curated record
AUGGAACAAAAUAUCACACAGUACACCAAUAUGAGCAAUAAGGCAACAUCACCCUUCUCUAAACCGUGGAGUGAGCAGGCAUUGCUUGUGCAAGUACUGGUGGGAAUUUUCCUCUACGUGAACUGCCUCAUGAUAUGCACCUUCUUCAAAAAGGAGGCCUUUCGAACCGACACUCGCUACAUUUUGUUUGCACAGACACUGUUCAUGGACUCUGCCCUCAUGGUGUUUACGGACUUGGCUCUGAUUGGGAGUUACUUCCAGAUUCCAGUCCCCUGUAUUCCCUGUGUGAUAAUGUGCACCAUCAUGGCUUGGCUCACUAUCAGCACACCACUGACCCUGGUGGCAAUGUGCCUGGAACGCUAUGUGGCCAUCUGCAUGCCUCUGAGACACGCCAGCAUCUCCACCACUAGAACCAGGCUGCUAGGCCUUGUCCUCAUCUGGUGUUUCUCAUCAAUACCUGCUCUGAUAGUUUUCUUUAUAUUUACCUCCUCUGUUCCUCUCAGUUUUUUUUCUACAUACCUGAUCUGCACCGUGGAGAUGAUGAUCGUUCACAAUUGGCAGGCACAGAUCAGAGCUGCAUUAUUUCAGUUUUACUUCGUAAUCAUGUCUAUUGCCAUAGGCUUUACCUAUGUAAAAAUCACGGCAGCUGCCAGAGCGGCCUCAGACAACAAGAAAUCUGCCUCCAAGGGUCUCAGGACUGUGGUUCUUCAUGCCUUUCAGUUGCUUCUCUGUUUGAUUCAACUGCUGUGCCCUUAUGUAGAGAUGGCUGUUAUGAAGAUUGAUAUUAAGCUUUUUAUUAAUGUGAGGUACUUCAAUUUUGUUGUGUUCAUGUUAGCAUCCCGUUGUCUGAGCCCACUGAUUUAUGGUUUAAGGGAUGAAAAGUUUUUCCUGGUUUUGCGAUACUAUGCGGUCUUUGGCCUGAAUAUAAAGGACUUAUAUUUGUGCAGGUUUUGUCCACAUUAUUUUAAACAUGGAAAAACUGGGCCCCUGGGCAGUUCAAUAAAAACCAUUGGGUGA